GCACCACUGAUGUAACUUUCAUUUCCUGCCUGGCGAGGGUCACACGCAUAGCAGCAGUUUGUGUAGAGUCCACUUUGCGGAGCCGAACCUUCACAAAGGCCACCGAAGUUCCUUUUAAUGAUGUUGCGAACGCUCUGUCGGACCGGCGGCGCCCUUCUGCGGCAAACCCAGCGGGCGACCCCGAGGUUAUGGGUCCUGCCGGCUCAGCAGCGAUGGGCGUCCAGCCUUCCCGUGAACACCGUGGUCCUGUUUGUACCCCAGCAAGAAGCCUGGGUGGUGGAAAGAAUGGGUCGCUUCCACCGGAUCUUGGAGCCGGGUUUAAACUUCCUCAUACCUAUACUGGACCGAAUUCGCUACGUGCAGAGUCUCAAAGAGAUAGUCAUCGAUGUCCCGGAGCAGUCUGCCGUAUCUCUAGAUAAUGUCACGCUACAGAUAGACGGAGUUCUUUACUUGAGGAUCCUCGACCCUUUCAAGGCCAGUUACGGCGUGGAGGAUCCAGAGUAUGCCGUCACGCAGUUGGCGCAGACCACCAUGCGGUCGGAGCUGGGCAAACUCACACUGGACAAAGUGUUCCGGGAAAGGGAGUGCCUCAAUUCCAACAUUGUCCAUUCCAUCAACCAAGCGUCGGACGAGUGGGGAAUCCGCUGCCUCCGUUACGAGAUAAAGGACAUCCACGUUCCACCUCGUGUCAAAGAGUCCAUGCAGAUGCAGGUGGAGGCCGAGCGGAAGAAGAGGGCCACGGUGCUGGAGUCUGAAGGGACGAGGGAGGCGGCCAUCAAUGUCGCAGAGGGUCGCAAACAAGCCCAGAUCCUGGCCUCGGAGGGCCAGAAAGCGGAGCAGAUCAACAAGGCGUCCGGUGAGGCCCAAGCCAUCCUGGCCAAAGCGGAGGCCAAAGCCAAGGCUAUCGGCAUGCUGUCGGAUGCUCUCACCGAGCAGAAUGGAGGAGCGGCAGCCUCGCUGAGCGUGGCCGAGCAGUACGUAUCCGCCUUCUCCAACCUCGCCAAAGAGUCCAACACCAUCCUGCUGCCGUCGAGCGCCGGGGACAUCAGCGGAAUGGUCACGCAGGCCAUGACCAUUUACGGCACGUUGGCCAAGUCGAGCCCGAAAGCGGCGGCGGUGCUGGAGGAGACGAGCGACGACUUUGGGGGCCGAUCGUCUCAGUAGCGGAGGACUCUGUGAAUGAAUCCACACAGUAGAAAGACACUGAAGCAGCAAUCUAUGGCUCCAAGACGUCGCUGUUUGUGUGUAAAGUCUCACAUACCUUCUACAGACAAGACACCAGGAGAACAAACUGCACAUCUUCAAACACUUCAGGGAUCUUUUGCCUUGGGAAAAACCACAUCUUUUGAAAGGGGAGUUUGUUAAUUGUCAUUGUUUUAUGCUCAGUUUUCAUCCAUAUACUUUACACACCGACGACACUGGCAAGCUGAAAAAAUGGAGAAAUUGAAUGCUAGAAAAAAUGAUUUAUUAUAACACAUUACUUGCGAGGGAAUUAUUUUGUGCACGCAAUCUGUCGAGAUAUUGUUGAGCAGACCCUGGUUGGAUUGGACCUAAAAUAUUAAGCUUUAAAGGAGCAAUGUGCAGGCUUCUUGUGCUAUCCAGUGAUGAAGCUGCAGAUUCCACCUUACUAAACACACACCCCCCCCCCAUAUCCUCCCCUAGAUUCUUCCUUUCCAAGCGUGACGGAGUAACUACGGUGGCCGGCAGGUAACGAAGCCCCCCGCAAAAGGCUCUUGUUAAAGCCACGGUGUGAUUUGGGCUACUGUAGGAAAAUGGCAGUGCAAGGUGGCCAACUCUGUUAACAUGAGCAGCUCACUAUGUCCAUAUAAAUGUACGAUUGUGUUGUAUGGUAUUUUUUCCUCUCUCAAUGUGUUUGCUGGCCCAGAUAACAGCUGUGGGUACAGCAGGGUAAUUACACGUUAAUAAACUGCUUGUUUACAGACAUCAGGGACAAUUCUUCUGUUUUAAGAAAUAUCCUUUUUUAAUAUUCAACCUUUCUAGAUAUCUUGCUGGUGUGCAAAGUCAGCCAUUAGGGAAACAUGUUCCAUUCCUCUUCACAUUUGUAUUAAACUCCUGUGUCUUAUCAUGAAUAAAUAUUUAUUAAAUAUGA
Messenger RNA from Pungitius pungitius (ninespine stickleback), 2110 nucleotides. RefSeq names its product stomatin (EPB72)-like 2 (gene stoml2). The record is from RefSeq and is a predicted model, not a curated record. Gene Ontology annotation, cellular component: membrane; mitochondrion. The transcript is spliced from 10 exons. Gene Ontology annotation, biological process: mitochondrion organization. Bases 118 to 1164 code for a protein of 348 amino acids. Lineage: Eukaryota; Metazoa; Chordata; Actinopteri; Perciformes; Gasterosteidae.